UAAGCCUCAAACUAAAACAGACUGAGACAGGUUUUUGUAAUAUUAUCUUGAUUUGUUUAUGUUUGAUCUUUGUUUUCCUCGUAUGAUGUCUGUAAAUCUCUCGAUUUCCUCAACUACUUCAAUAAUAUUUUCCUAUCCUUCAUUUUCAGGACUUUGACUUACUUAUCAACGGGCAACUGGGAGUCUUUCUCGCGAAAUACCUUCUGCAUUGUACGCAGGAAGCUUGAUGGGUUCGAGAUUCCCAUCUCAUCAGCUCAGCAAUGGCCUCUACGUAUCAGGUAGGCCAGAGCAACCUAAGGAAAGAACUCCCACCAUGAGCUCAGUAGCAAUGCCUUACACUGGUGGUGAUAUUAAGAAGUCGGGAGAGUUGGGGAAAAUGUUCGAUAUACAUGUGGAUGGCUCUAAGUCCCGGAAGUCUGGACCUAUAUGUGGUGCCCCUUCAAGGACUGGAUCUUUCGGAGGCGCUGCUUCACACUCUGGACCCAUCAUGCCUACUGCAGCGCCUCGGGCAGGCUAUACCACCUCUGGUCCUGGACCUACAGGAGGCAUGUCCGGUUCAGCUUCGUUAAAGAAGUCGAAUUCUGGACCAUUGAAUAGACACGGGGAUCCAGUGAAGAGAACAGCUGGCCCCCAAUCUGGUGGACUAACAUCAAGUGGACGCCAAAAUUCUGGUCCUAUCCCUGUUCUUCCUGCAACUGGUCUCAUCACGUCUGGGCCAAUCUCAUCAGGUCCACUAAAUUCAUCCGGGGCUCCUAGAAAAGUAUCUGGUCCUUUGGAUUCAAUGGGAUCAAUGAAAGUGCAUGGCUCUGCUGUGAACAUUCUUAACCACGAAGAUGAUGAAUUUUAUCUUAAGAGGAACUUCCCGAAACCAAUCUUAUGGUCGUUGGUAUUGCUUUUUGUGAUGGGCUUCAUUGCUGGUGGCUUUAUUCUCGGAGCUGUUCACAAUGCCAUUCUCCUCAUAGUUGUGGUGAUCCUUUUCGGUACUGUUGCUGCAUUAUUUGCUUGGAACUCAUGUUGGGGAAGAAGAGCGAUUAUGGGUUUCAUUGCUCAUUAUCCCGAUGCCGAGCUCCGAAAUGCAAAGAAUGGGCAAUUCGUGAAGAUCUCUGGGGUUGUAACAUGCGGAAACGUACCUCUUGAAUCAUCCUUCCAGAAAGUUCCUAGAUGUGUCUAUACAUCUACUAGUUUAUACGAGUAUCGUGGAUGGGAUUCCAAAGCAGCCAAUCCUAAACAUCGCCGGUUUACGUGGGGGCUCCGAUUGUCAGAAAGGCAUGCGGUUGACUUCUACAUCUCCGAUUUCCAGUCGGGUCUGAGAGCUUUGGUAAAAACGGGCUAUGGAACAAGGGUGACUCCUUACGUGGAUGACUCUAUCGUCGUUGAUGUUAACCCUGCCGAAGAAACAUUACCUCCAGAUUUCAUUAGGUGGCUUGGAGAAAGGAACCUUUCAAGUGAUGACCGUGUAAUGCGGAUUAAAGAAGGAUACAUCAAAGAAGGAAGCACAGUUAGUGUAAUGGGAGUUGUUCAAAGAAACGACAGCGUGCUCAUGAUUGUCCCCCCAUCCGAGCCAAUCACAACAGGAUGCCAGUGUACAAAGUGCGUUUUCCCGGCCGGUCUCGAGGGCAUUAUAGUGAGAUGUGAGGAUACAUCAAAGACCGAUGUUAUUCCGGUCUAGUAGUAUGCGCCUCGUGAACUUUUUGAAUGACCAACUCCACCAGAAAUAGCUCACCAUCAAAACUAAGCCCAGCUGGUUCAGCAGGCUGAAGCAAUCCGUCGACCAUUCCGCCGAACACAUACAAAUACCGACCUGAAUCAUCAACGCAGGCUCGAUGAAAUGAUCGGCAUCCGGGUUUAUAACCUUGGGUUUAAUAAGUCUUCUCUACUUGUUUGCCAACAAUCUCUUCGAACCCAAUCCUGUUGGAUGCAUUCUUUCUAAUGUAUGCGGCUGAUAUCCAACGCCCAGAAAUCAUAUUUUCUAUGCCUCAAUGAAUCCUCUCCUCCAUGAAUUAGUAACUUUCCCCCGACUAUUGAUGUAGCAGAAUGUCCGACUCGUGGGAGUGAAACUCCGGCUGGUACGUUCUGCAAGUCAUAGAAGACUUGAACUCAUUUAGAGUAACCUUCGGACACAUGCAACACCCAUAUAUCGUUCAAAACUUCGUAUCCCAAUCCCCUCCCACUGAACAAAAUUGUCUGUGUUUCGCUAAUGCAUGUCAAUGAAUGUCCUGAACGAGCUGGAGGCGACGGAUGGCUAACGAUCUGAUGCCAUGUUCCGAAACAUUGAAUUUCAGACAAUUCUAUAACCCAUGUAUCAUCUAACCUGACUCCAUUCAAGCCAAUUCCGCCGUGGACGACCAUCCUCCUGGAGCUUAUACAACAUGCAGCAUGGGCUCCUCUAGGCGGCGGAGACGUGGAGCCGACAUCGAGCAGCCGCCAUGACAGUGAGAUGCCAAGGUUUUCAUGGAUUGAAACUUGUCCCAACCAUGUAUCACUCUGCCGGUCGCCUCUGUCGUUGAUUCCUCCAAACAAAACAAGAUAAUUUU
Hibiscus syriacus is the source of this 2534-nucleotide messenger RNA. RefSeq lists its product as uncharacterized. The record is from RefSeq and is a predicted model, not a curated record. The coding region runs from base 227 to 1669 and encodes 480 amino acids. The transcript has 6 exons. NCBI's taxonomy places the organism in Eukaryota, Viridiplantae, Streptophyta, Magnoliopsida, Malvales, Malvaceae.